AUGAGAGCACCUAAUGUGUUUCUCCUAAUAAUAUUGAUCAUUAUUUUGAGACCAGUUUUCUUAACGAUCACUUUUUUGGAUUUGAUUGAAACGUGAGUUAUCGAAAAUUUUCCAAAAAUUUUUUUUUUCAAAAAUUCUUUCCCGCCCAAAUCAAAAUUUUGAUUUGGGCGGGAAUUGAAAAUUUCCAAAAAAGAAAUUUUUUUUCAAAAAUUCUUUUUUUUUCAAAGGAACAUAGAUGUGAAUGUGGACCCAUGUGAAGAUUUCUAUCGACAUGCUUGUUCAAAAAAUGAACAAGCAAAUCUUACAAUAAAUAAUUUAUUCGAAACAACGUAUGAAGUAGAAAUUGAUUAUUUGUAUCAUAAUUAUUCAUCUUACUUGAACUCAUUUCUCAAUUAUAAAACUAUGGAAAAUAUUUCAAGUUUAGAUUUAAUUGUAGAAGAUUUCAAAAACAGGUAUAUUUUUUUUGUUGAUUUUGCUCAUCUUAUAUGAUGUAUGUAACUAUAAUUAUAGCUGCGAAACAAGAAAUCAAACUACAAUGAUAUAUUUUUUGGAACAACUUCAAGAAGCUUUUCAAAUUCCGAGUUUUCACUUUAAAAAAUCCCGUUUGCAAUUUUUAAACUUGCAAUUUGAUGCUGAUUGUGAACGAUCUUCCAAAAUUUUGAGACAGAAAAUCAAAGAAGAGUGGAAACUUGUGAUUGAAGUUUUUUCGAAAUAUGUCAAAAAGUUACACGACAAUAUUCAUGCAAUCAGAUGGAUUGAACGGAAUAAUGAAACAGUCAAACUGUUGCUUGGAAUUGCUAUUAUAGUGAAACAGGAAAUAUUGAAACAGAUACCUGAAACAAAAUGGAUAAAUGCAAGUGGAACAGAAACUAUUAUCACAAAUAUUAUGAAUCAAGUCAACAUUUUCGAGGUGUCAAUUAGUGAAAUUGAUGAUCAUAUAAAUAAAUUAAACAUAGCGAUAGGUACUAUUUCAAGAUGUGCAUCGUGAGUUAUAUCAAUUUUUAGCCAAAGUAAUCGUUGUCUGGAAAAUUUGUGAUUAUUUUUCUUUAGUUAACGCCAAAAAACUAAUUAGCAAGGGAACCUUUUUUACUCAACACUUCAAAAGUAAAUCAAUAAAAAAUAUUUAUUCGAAAAAUUAUGAAGUUUUUUUAUUUUUCGGCUGAAAAUUCAUGAAAAUUCAUAUGUGCCCCUGCUCAUUCAUUUUUCCAAAAUCAAAAAUUUUUCCGAAAAUUUAUUUUAUUCGUUCAUUUUGGCUAAAUCGACUACCCUGAUCAACAUCCGCUACUCAGUUUUUCAUAAAAAUGAUCGAGAAUUGAGUUAUGACGUGUUUUAUGAGCCAAUUUUGGCAAUUUUUGAACUUUUGAGAGCCCAGAACUUGGCUCAGAGGUACAUUUGGAGACUAAUUUUUUUUCUUUUUUGCCAUGAAAAAUCAUCAAAAAAUUUAAAAAAAAAAUUUUUCUCGUUUUUUUAACAGUGUUAAAAAACAAAAAAAUACAUGUUUCCAUACCAAAAUUUCUGUUUGAAGACGGUCAUGUCUUCAAACGAAAAUUUUAUUUUUUUAAAUUUUUUCAACGAAAAUCAAAAUUUCGGUUUUUGUUGAAUUUUUUGAAAUUUCUGACAAAAAUACCCGCCCGAAUGAAAAUUUCGAUUUGAGCGGGUAGCUGACAAAAAUUCAAACAUUUUGAUUUUCGUGUAUACAGUCAACAAAAAAAGUAACAGAUUUGGAAUAAUCCAAAAAUGUAAAAAUGAAGUCGAUGAGUUGGGACCUAAAUGACACUUCCUCUCAGGCUUAGGCUUAGUAAAUCACCUAGAAGUAACAAUAAAGUCGGGAAAAUGUUCUGUCAAUUUUUCUGUUUUUAACAGUGUUAAAAAUUCUGAUUACCUUAGGCUUAGGCUUAGGCUUAGCUGAUUAAAUUAGCUGAUUGAUUGAUUUUUAGGGUGUUCUUAUGGCCCCUAAAGCUGUCUCUGGACGAAAUUUCAUCAAGAUUUGAAGUGUUGAGUAAAAAAGGUUCCCUUGUAAAUUAAAUUACUCUAUUCACGGUACAAAACUUGUUUUUUUUUUCAACCAGAGAAUACAAAUUCGCCUCACUCAAAUUUUUGUGUUAUUUGAAAAUCGAAACUGAUGCAAAAAUCGAUUUGAGUAAAAUGAAUGCUUACAAUAUACAUCCACAUAUUUUUUAUCUAAAUGGACUUUUGAUAAAAACAAGAACUGAAGAAAAUGAUGGUUUUUUGGUUGGUUGUAAAAUUUAAUGUUUUUUUUUUUCAAUCUUUUUUUUCAAGAUUGGUGGCUCAGCUUGGGUGGUGGCUCACGAAAUUGCACAUUCUAUCAUCAAACACAAUGUUGAUUUUCCAUUCAUUCCAUACUUUCCAAAAGAUUUGAAAACUUGUGUUCAAAAUCAAUUCGAAUCGACUUGCAGAUAUUUCAAAGAAGUAUGUAAAUUUUUUUUAUUUUUUGAAAAUAUUAAAAAAAACACCAAUUUCAAUUCAGGAUAGCUGUGAAACAAGAGAUGAACAAUUUGAAGAAAAUGGAUCUGAUAUAUUUGCAACACAUUUGGCAUUUGAUGUCUUCAGAUUUUAUGCAGAAGAAAUUUAUGAUGUUAGUUUAUGAUUUGGGGGGCUUUUUAGGCUUUAGGCCCAGAGAUUUUCAAUGAGACAUAUAUUGUUUUGGCCAGUUUUUCACGCUGAGAAUUGCCCUGUUUUCAGUUUUUGCUGAACAACUCUUUAAUGAGCCGAAAAAGGAGCCAAAAGUUGAGAAAAUUGCGUUUUUGAGAGCCCAUUACUCAUGUUAGAGAUGAUUUUAUCAAAAACAAAGUACAGGGUGAUCUUCAGGAGAGAUGAUUUACCAAAGUCAAAAAUUCUGAAUGUCAGACAUAUUUCAGGAAAUCAUGGAAGGUUCGAGAUACAAAUUAACACACGGUCAAUCGUUUUUCUAUUCACUGGCUAGCCAGUUUUGUUCAGUUGAGUCAAUUCCUUUUGUUUUUUAUAUGAUACUUUUUUUUCCAGAGAGCUAAUAGUGCUUCUUCCUCUGAAUCCACACAUCACGCUUUUAAUGCAAGAGUAAAUGCAGCGAGUGCUCAAAUUCCAGAGUUCCAGCAAUUUUUUGGUUGUCAUCCUGGUACUAAAAUGAUGAAGUCUAGAACUGUAAGUUUAACAUAAAUUUUAAAAUUUUGAAACUUUUUUUUGCAGGAGCAGUGUCAUAUUAUUGGAAAGAAAUCAAAGUAUUAUUAA
Messenger RNA from Caenorhabditis angaria, 3228 nucleotides. The record is from the annotation of a GenBank genome assembly. NCBI's taxonomy places the organism in Eukaryota, Metazoa, Nematoda, Chromadorea, Rhabditida, Rhabditidae.